UUUUUGUGAAGAACUCAAAUAAAAAAUGAACGGAGAUAAUCCCGAAGUGAAGUCACUACCUGAAGUUAAAAAAAUCAAAGUGUACGGUACCAGAUGGGUGGUUCUCGCUAUUUUUGUGAUGUAUUCUGCUUCCAACGCUUUCCAUUGGACGAUGUUUUCCAUCAUUGCUGAUGUGAUUACUGAAUAUUAUGGAAUUUCAAUGGCUUGGGUCGACUGGACGACAAUGAUUUACUUUUUGUUGUAUAUUCCGUUUGUUUUUCCUGCCAGCUAUCUUUUGGAAAAGUUGGGUCUGCGAAAAAUUGUGCUGAUAGGAAUGGUUGGCACAUGUGCUGGUACAUGGUUGAAACUAGGCGCAGUCAGUCCAGAUCGCUUCUGGCUAGCUUUCUUGGGGCAAUCUAUAGUGGCUUUCUGUCAAGUUUUCGUGUUGUCAGUGCCUUCCCGACUAGCUGCAGUUUGGUUCGGUCCUGCGCAGGUAUCAUCAGCUUGCAGCAUCGGAGUAUUUGGAAAUCAGUUAGGAAUCGCUCUAGGAUUUAUACUCCCACCACUACUGGUCCCGGCAGGAAAGUCUACAGAUGAAACGACCUACAGUUUGUACGUGUUGAAUGGCUCAGCUUCUGUAAUUCUCACCUUGAUUUUGCUGUUAGUUUUAUUCUGUGAGUAUGAAAAUAUGUGA
Molecule: messenger RNA, 673 nt
Organism: Leptinotarsa decemlineata (Colorado potato beetle)
Lineage: Eukaryota; Metazoa; Arthropoda; Insecta; Coleoptera; Chrysomelidae
Product: choline/ethanolamine transporter flvcr2a-like
Biological process (GO): transmembrane transport; heme export
Cellular component (GO): membrane
Molecular function (GO): heme binding; heme transmembrane transporter activity
Source: RefSeq, a predicted model, not a curated record